Molecule: messenger RNA, 1155 nt
Organism: Drosophila serrata
Lineage: Eukaryota; Metazoa; Arthropoda; Insecta; Diptera; Drosophilidae
Product: mitochondrial 2-oxodicarboxylate carrier
Source: RefSeq, a predicted model, not a curated record
UGUGGGGGUGUUAUGAUUAAUUCAGUUAAAAUGUAUCCAGACAAAAUUAAAAAUUCGAUCCCGAAGCCGGCAUGCCUACUGCCCAAACGGAUGUGCCGCCACGCCGACGAGCGGACUUUCUAUUUAUGUCUGGCAUGGCGGUAGGCAUUCUGGAGGUGUUAUUCUUGAGUCCGCUGGACUUGGUCAAGUCCCGAUUGCAGGUGCAGAAUAUUCAUAGGAUAACAACCAGGGAAACCUAUUGUGGCGUUCGGGAUGCCUUCGCAAAGAUAUAUCAAAACGAGGGACUGACCACCUUCUGGAGAGGCAUGGUGCCACCGUUGUUAGUGAAUCCGCCAAGAAGGGGUAUGAAGUACUUCAUGAUUUCCCAAUUAAGGCCCAUCGUGCAGGCGGGUUCUCAGCCAACUUCAUUGACUUAUGCCAUGACCGGCGCAAUUUCCGGAAUAAUCGAGGCUAUCGCUGUGAAUCCCUUCGAGGUGGUAAAAAUAACGCAACAAGUACAUGAGCAGAAGCGUCUCAAUGCCUUGGCGAUGGCACGGCACAUCAUUGGGCGUAACGGCUACGGGUUGAAAGGUCUUUAUCGGGGCAUUACGGCUCUCAUGACACGCAAUGUCAUUUUCCAAUUCACCUAUUUCGGCAUGUACACAAACAUUAGGAAUCGGCUUCCCGCCAAACAGCGCCAGAGCGCCGAACUCUUCCGUAAGUUCGUGAUAGCAAGCUUUUCAGGCGCCGUGGGCUUAUCACUAAGUUGUCCCUUCGAUAUGGCCAAGUGCCGCAUCCAGGCGCCGCAGCCAGUGAGGGGUGAGAUCAAGUACGGUGGGACAAUUCAAACACUGAGGAUAAUUUACUAUGAAGAAGGUCUCCGGGCAUUGUACAAGGGCCUGUCACCGCUGCUAUUGCGUGCCAUUCCAGGCGGAGCUAUCCAAAUAGUUUCCUAUGAAGCUAUUUACGAUUUCCUCGUUAGUAGAUAUGGAGAAAAUAAUACUGGUUAUUUCUGAGGAGAUAUUACUUAUAGAGAAGAUACCCCUCUUUUACAAUUUGAUACAAAUAUCAUGUGAUAGGGUCUGUGAUAGGAAAAGUCAGCUAUCUCGUCGUGAAGCCAUCAGUUUUUAAACUUUAGAUUAGUAUCAAUAAAUUCUACAAUCAGUAUAUUUUUAA